This is a messenger RNA of Pseudocercospora fijiensis CIRAD86, 1285 nucleotides long. RefSeq lists its product as uncharacterized. The transcript is spliced from 2 exons. Bases 138 to 872 code for a protein of 244 amino acids. Lineage: Eukaryota; Fungi; Ascomycota; Dothideomycetes; Mycosphaerellales; Mycosphaerellaceae. The record is from RefSeq and is a predicted model, not a curated record.
CUGUAACAGCUGUGCAUUCAGCGUUAAAAUGUUCACAUGCUAGCGCCGCCCGCGUCACUCCACUUCUCUCUGCCGCCUGGCUGAUAAUUCUUCUAGUCCAACCCAGCAAACGCCAUACACACGCUCACACUUGAGACAUGGUCGCUUCGCUGCGGCGCAUCUUGGGCAAACGCUCACUGAGUACAACUUCUUCCUCGGAGCACACCGAUCAGUCGAGCUCUCAUAACGACACUGCACAAGAACCAAUCAAACUCGGCGAUUUGGCAGUUCCAGCACCACCACCGCGGACUUUGCAACGAAAGUCGCCUUCCAGGGAGCAAUUGCAAAAGUACAAGCAGAAGGCACCAUUCUUCAAUUUUGCCACGCCGCCGCCGGGCAAUACAAAUGAAACAUCUCCACCUCUUGAAUCUCCUCGGAGUGCGCCUCACUUGGCCAGUCCCACUCCCACAAAGCGCAGAGUCGAAGCACGAGGCUGCCAGUUCGAAAUCAUGGAACCAGGCGAGCUGCGAGAGGCAUCUAAGAGCGCCGAGGAUCUGACGGCAGCCGGACGUAUCCUUGCAGCUCUUGGGCCUUCGCGGAGCACCAGAUCGCGCUCUCGGCGAGCGCAGAGAUCAGACUCGACCCAGGAGGAUGAGCUUGCUGUCACCAAGGAUCUCGCCAGCGCUACAGCGUUCGGCACGGCGAGCAAAGACACGCUUCAACUUCCAGGCCCACACCUGUGGAAGAAGAGCGAGAAUCGCGCUCGUUCCCCUCCACACCCCCUGUGGUAUCCCAAGAACAAGAAUCUGGGGGAGCAGACAACAAUGCUCUUCCAAAUCCCCACCAACAGCUUCAAAAAUUCCUCGCCCCACGCUUUCCCCUGUGAACGCUGAUCCAGCGCUGUACCCACCACUCAUCGAUUUCUGCAAGAACAGUAACAAAACUCCUCCAAACCGCUCCACUUCUGAUAGCCCAAACACUACCCAGUAUGAGACAGUCAGAGUCCGACCACCGAUCUAUGAUUUGAGCAAGCCUCCUGGCCAGCAGUGGGAGCAAUUUGGCAUCACUUCGAGUCGACCACAGAGAGCUUGGGAACCGGCACCAAGAUGGACCUGUUGUACUUGUGAGGCUCAGACGAUUGUGGAGCAGAUUGUUUGUUCGAAUUUGGAGUGUUUGCACGAUCGUUGUCAUAAUCGGUGUCAGGUUGGGCUGACGAGUAGGAAGGAUAUGAUUUUUGGGAGGAUGUGAGGGGACUGGGAAGUUCGGGGCAGAAUUGGUAUGACAGACAGGCGUGGAGGAAAACGAC